UGUCGGCUGAGCGGGUCCGGGCCGACGCACACCGGGCCGGGCAGGAUGUCGCGCCAGGCCGGUCGGGGCACCGAGAGCAAGAAAAUGAGCUCGGAGCUCUUCACUCUGACCUAUGGAGCUUUGGUCACUCAGCUGUGUAAGGACUAUGAGAACGACGAAGAUGUCAAUAAACAGCUUGACAAAAUGGGCUACAACAUUGGAGUUCGAUUAAUAGAAGAUUUUCUGGCCCGGUCCAAUGUAGGAAGAUGCCAUGACUUCCGGGAAACUGCAGAUGUAAUUGCAAAGGUGGCAUUUAAAAUGUAUCUGGGCAUCACCCCGAGCAUCACCAACUGGAGCCCAGCAGGCGAUGAGUUCUCCCUCAUCUUGGAAAAUAACCCUCUGGUGGACUUUGUGGAGCUGCCUGAUAACCACUCAUCUCUUAUUUACUCCAACCUCUUGUGUGGGGUGCUGCGAGGAGCCCUGGAAAUGGUUCAGAUGGCCGUGGACGUGAAAUUUGUCCAGGAUACGUUGAAAGGAGAUGGCGUCACAGAAAUACGGAUGAAGUUUGUUAGGCGGAUUGAAGACAAUCUCCCGGCUGGAGAGGAGUGAGCCACAGCGCAAUCUCCCCAAGGGCCUGGAGGGACCAGCUGCUGUGGCCUAUAGCUCGUCAUGGACUCGUAGGGAUUUAGUGCCCCCUUUAAAUUCCAACUCCUAAAGACUCACUGACUGUUUACGUUGUUACAUUUCCAUUUUCCAUAUAAGACAACUCUCUGGGUUACUCUACUUAUCCCACAGGUUCACUCUAAAGAUUUUCAUAGGGUGGAUAACUUUUUCAUACGACCCACAGAGACUCUUUCUACACUCAGUUUUUAGCUGGAUAUUCAGCUGUGGGCAAAGUUUGCUCCUUAAACGCUAAAAGAUCUCCAGGCGGUUCAAGUAUGGGACUGAGUUUCAUAACCAAAAGAGAACCCACCACGGGAGCUGCUUUCUUCUUGAGACACAUGCAUUGCUCCCACUGAUGCUUGUGAAGGCUAUGCUAGGCUUGCAGAUGGAGGGGGUGACGCAUGUAUGUAGCAGCAAAGAAUGAAGCAUAUAAAGUGAAAGGAAUGGGAGCGCCUAAUGGAGCACACAGUCGGUCCUACUCUCUCCAAUUGUGCCUCUUCUUACUGAGGACACAGUGUCUGUAGUUAAAACUCUGCAAUAGGCUCAUGGAGUGAAAAAGUGAUGGCAGAGCACUUCAGACAAGCCCUUUUUAUCCAAAAUAAAGCUUGGGGGCUUUUCAGUGCAAA
Emys orbicularis (European pond turtle) is the source of this 1268-nucleotide messenger RNA. It is a transcript of the gene TRAPPC3, whose product is annotated as trafficking protein particle complex subunit 3. NCBI's taxonomy places the organism in Eukaryota, Metazoa, Chordata, Testudines, Emydidae. The transcript is spliced from 5 exons. Gene Ontology annotation, biological process: endoplasmic reticulum to Golgi vesicle-mediated transport; intra-Golgi vesicle-mediated transport. Gene Ontology annotation, cellular component: cis-Golgi network membrane; TRAPP complex; cytosol. Bases 46 to 588 code for a protein of 180 amino acids. The record is from RefSeq and is a predicted model, not a curated record.